AUGCAGGCCAUGUCGAUCGACAAAAUGAACGCCAGCUUGCCGGCGGGGGACGCCGAGCGCAGCGCGUUGCACUCUGUCGCCACCAGCAUCUACCACCUCAUGAAGCACCUGCACCACUGGCAACAGGCCGCAUGGGAGUCGCUCACCCGGUUCUUCGCCGACAACAGCAGCAGCGACUCGAGUCUUUUGACGUUCGACAGCCACCCGCAGCUCACGCGGCUGGUGCUCGCCACCGUCGCCAAGUACGUCAAGGUGACGCUGCUGUGGACGUCGUUCAGUGUGAUUCCAGGGCUGUUGGCUCUGUACAGUUUCCUCCACUACGCUCAGGCGGCCGGAGACGCUGCCGCUGCUACUGCCGCUGCUCAGUAUUCCCCGCUUGAGCACACGGACCACCGCGUGCGUGAGUUCGUGCUUCACUUCGGUACGGCGCCGCUGCUCAGGAUCCAGCACGACUUCCAAGCGCAAGUCGCGGAUAAAGGCGCGUCUCUCGCUGCGCUUGCACUCUCGUGCUUCGAGCGAUACGAAGGGUGUCACGACCUGGCCAAGCUGCGCCACCAGGGGGUCUUCGACCUUGAAGCGCUGGUUAGUGGCGCCUACGCGUCGCACUCGAGUCUGCCGGACCUGCUCAACGCUGCGGACGUGGCUGACUGGGUCAUCUGCGUCGUGCUCUGCGUCCCCCACCAACUGCAGAACGCCGAGGGGGGAUCCCCGUUGUCGCCUCGAUCCAUGCCGUCGUCUCCAACGUCACCGUCUUCACCAACUUCACCUACUAACGCCUCGUCGUUCUUGCAGUUGUGGGACUUCAUGGAGAUCAUCGCGCGCGAUCGGCUGGUGCUCACGCUACAUCGCAACCAUGUCGUCAACCUCCACAACCUGCUCUACCAGCAGAUAACCUCUUCCCUCUCCGCUUCGGCGCUCAGUACAGGAACAGCUUCAAGUUCCAUGCCUUCGUUUGGAGGCAGUCGGUCCUCUGUAUCGCUGAAGAAGAUCAUGAGCGCGCUCGGCAAGCACGCGCUGAGGAACUGUGGCGUAGUGCAUCGUCAACGCCGAGAGGUGGCGGCAUGGCUCCUCCAGAGCUGUGUGCAGCUCAUGCAGCACAACCCCGGGCUAGUUGCUCCAUCGUUUCCUCUGCUGCUGGCAGCACCAGCCGUCGCCCGAGACGAGAUCGAGUGGGCCAUGUGCCACCAUCCAGGCACCAAGGCACCACUCCUACCAGCUCACAUCAAGGCCGAGCACCUGCACCGUGUGCUUCCGAGCUUCAGCGGAGCUGAGCGCGAGCUGGCCGAGUUGUUGACGCUCUCUCAUCGACUUCGUGGGCUCAUGGAGGAGCACGCGCUCUUCCUGGCCGAGUAUUACCAAACGUUCCUGGUGGAUGGAGACGCCGAAGGGAUCGCGUUCACGAUCCGAGAACUGUUCACGGCUAUCGAGUCGACACCGUCCAGUUCGGUGAUUCAGCCGCUGCUUGAAGGAUUCUUGGACAGGGAGCGGUACCGAGUGAGCUCUUCUUCGUCGACAACCAGAGUCACGUGGGUGCGCGAGUGGCGUCAAGCCAACGCCCACUUGGUUACGGGCACGCAAUUACCGCUGCUGGACGUUCUACGAGCUCGGAUGGAGUGCGCUGUGAGGCACACGCAGUACAUUUGUGUUAGUUCCCAGCUAGUGGAGCACGCAGCGAGCUUCUCCAAGUGCUGGUGGUUCGGGGACGUCGUAUUCGAGCAGUGCUUCGAGCAGACAGUAGCCACUUCGCCGUGCUCUUCCGUUGCGCUCAUGGAAAUCCUGUUGAGUCUCGCUGCUGGGACCUACAUCCUUGAUGAACUAGUCGACACGGAAGAAGCCACGCAACACUUGGAACGAAUGAUGCAGCGCAUCGACCGGAUGCGGGCGAGUCUUGUGCAGCAAGUCGGACUAGGGCUCGAGGCCGUGGUCAAGCGGGACAUCAGUCUCCAGCGCGACGAGAUAUUUCCAGCUCCCGAUGAAAAGGCCGAACAAGUGGAGACGAAGAUCACAGCGAGCACCAGGAAGCUGUUCAGCUUCUCGCGCGUGCAGUCUAGCCACGUGCAACGUCCAAGCAACGCAGAGUUGCACUUUGUGGCGUUCCCGACGGGGUCUAUCGACGCGGCUGCACUGCGGUGCUCAUUGAAAGACGCGUGUGAGCAGGUUCAGUGCUUCCUUCGUGUCGUUCAGAGGCUACUUGGCGGCUAUGAGCUCGAAGCAGGCGACAACUUUGCGUUGGGUGAAGCUGUUCAAGUGGCGCUUGCCAAGGCGCUGGAGACCGAGUGUGACUCGGUGGUGUCGGUGUUGCCUCAGGACAAGAGGCUGCUAGAGUGGACGGUAGACACGCCCCGCGUCGCCCAGACGGAGCUGCAGGCAUGGUCGCUGGUCGAUCGAAUCGCCUGGAUGCUCGUCUCACUGGUAACGAGAAGGUGUCAUCCUUCGACAUGUUCAUCCCCAGCGUUACCCGCAGUGUUGGCUUCUGUGCGCAAGUGCUGCUUCGUGCUGGCCCCCGCGGCAUCCGGGGAGAUUGAUUCACGCGACUACACGGACAGCGAAGCUCUGCGUUACCUCGUUGCGUUGGUCGGGUCUUCGGGUGUGGAGUCGAUCUGUGCCACCGUGUCGAACCUGCUGGUGGCGCAGAUACUGAAGCUUCGAUCCUCAAUCGAAGCCGAGCACGCCGUGUUGGCCUUCAUGGACAUGGCUCUGAGUGGCGGUGCUACGAACGACGUAGUGCUCGCCUCCGCCCAAACCCGAGCGCUGGACGACAUCGCGACGCAGCUCGUUCAGAUCGGGACGGCGGUCUUCCUCCUUCAGCUCCUGCAUGGCCACAGCACGAGCGCCUCGAAAGACGCGUGGGAGACUCGCGUGGCCUCUCGCGUUCUCCGCGAGCUGCAGCAAGACCCGGAUCGGCGGGCCACGUGGACGCGGCUGCUGCCGGUGGCGUGCAGUUCGGCCUUCCACGCGAGCGUGUGGAAGCGGACAACGUACUUGUCACGCGUGUCGGCCACAGACACCAACGCGCACAUGAUGGGGCUGGCCAUGGCUCGACUGCUACCUGCGCCCCACAGCAGUCCGGCGGUGCAUCGUUGCGCUGUGGCAGCAUUGAAGCGAGCGUCAACGUGCACAAUGCAGCCAUCCAGCAGUGGCAGUGCCAGUCGAUCCAAGCUGCCACUUCAACUGGACCCGUCAAGCUCCGAGUCGCCGGCGCAGCCUCUGCUUGAAGCCCUUGAUCUUUUGGUGUCGACCGCGGCGGCCGGUAUCGGUGACGUAUCUGGCCCGCAUGGCCCGGCGCUGGGAGAACUGGAGCUGGUGCUUGAGCGCCUGCUGCCACGCGCAGUGUUGACACUGCACUCAGCGGCCUGA
Phytophthora sojae is the source of this 3357-nucleotide messenger RNA. RefSeq lists its product as hypothetical. The coding region runs from base 1 to 3357 and encodes 1118 amino acids. Gene Ontology annotation, cellular component: SCAR complex. Gene Ontology annotation, biological process: cell migration; cortical actin cytoskeleton organization; cell projection assembly. Lineage: Eukaryota; Oomycota; Peronosporomycetes; Peronosporales; Peronosporaceae. The record is from RefSeq and is a predicted model, not a curated record. The transcript is spliced from 2 exons.